This is a messenger RNA of Daldinia childiae, 1497 nucleotides long. RefSeq lists its product as uncharacterized. The record is from RefSeq and is a predicted model, not a curated record. Gene Ontology annotation, biological process: transmembrane transport. Lineage: Eukaryota; Fungi; Ascomycota; Sordariomycetes; Xylariales; Hypoxylaceae. The coding region runs from base 1 to 1497 and encodes 498 amino acids. The transcript has 2 exons. Gene Ontology annotation, cellular component: membrane. Gene Ontology annotation, molecular function: transmembrane transporter activity.
AUGGCAGCGAUACGGACUAUAGACGAGAAAAGCGACAUCGACCAGCCUGAGGCACUCGCGCUCGAAACCAAGAGCCAAGGCUCCUCCGAGGCACCUGGCUGGACUGCGGAGGAAGAAACCGUUGUUCGUAGGAAGCUGGACUGGCAGCUAGUGCCAACCGUCACUCUUCUAUACCUCCUUUGUUUUCUUGACCGAAUAAACAUAGGAAAUGCCCGUAUUCAGGGAAUGCAAGAGGAUCUAAACCUCGUCGGAUACCGAUUCAACAUCGCAACUAGCAUCUUCUAUAUCGUCUACUUGACGGUCGAGGUGCCGUCUAACAUCAUCUUAAAACGUGUCGGUCCACGAUUCUACCUUCCUGGAUUGGUUGUUGGGUUCGGUGCUGUGUCCGUAGCGACAGCUUUCGUGAGGUCGUACGAGCAAUUAUGUGCCGUUCGCGCAUUAUUAGGUAUCUUCGAAGGCGGAACCAUGCCUGGUUUGGCCUUCUUCCUCAGUUCUUUCUAUAAGAGGGAAGAACUAUACUUCAGAAUUGGAAUUUACGUCUCGGCCGCAUCGCUUGCUGGCGCAUUCGGUGGACUAUUAGCCGCAGGAUUCUCACAGAUCCCCGACUGGGGAAUUGCUAGCGCAAGGUUGCACACAUGGCGCAAUAUCUUCUUCUUCGAGGGUAUCAUCACCAUUCUCUUCGCCGCGUUCGCCCCUAUCAUCUUACCACAGAGCCCCGAAACGUCAAGGGUUCUUACAGACCGCGAGAAGUGGAUCGCCUCCGAACGACUUCGCCUCGAGCACAAAGCCAGUCCUAAUGAAAAGGUACAGAAGCGCCAUGUUAAGCGCGCACUACUUAACAUUAAUAACUACAUCUGUGCCGCAGGGUUCUUCUCUAUCAACGUUACAGUUCAGGGUCUUUCCGUCUUUAUGCCUACUCUUCUUAGGGAGUUAGGAUGGGAGUCGCUGACUGCGCAGUACUACACUGUUCCCGUUUAUGUUGCCGCCUCGCUGAUCGCAAUCGCCGUCGGUUUCAUCAGCGACAAGACAAGGAUGCGCGGUAUCUAUCUUGCUGUAUUUACGUUUCUCGGUAUUACAGGCUUCGCGAUGCUCCGGUGGGGCACGGGCAACCAUCUCAAGUACGCCGCUGUCUACCUCUGCGCCGUCGGCGCAUUUCCCGGCGGGCCCGGAUUCUUGUCUUGGGGUCUCAACAACUCGGCCGGCCCGGCAGUGCGAGCCGUCUCUAGUAGUUGGAUUGUUACGUUGGGUACCAUGGGUGGUAUCUUGGCUGUCUGGGCUUACCUCCCCAACGAUGGACCAUCGUUCCCUAUCGGCCACACGAUCAACCUCGUUGCGCAAAUCUUCGCCCUGUUCCUCUCUACCGGUGGCAUUGCCUACUGCUUGUGGGAGAAUCGCGUACGGGCUCGCGGUGGCCGGGACAGUCGGCUCGUGGGUUUGACGGAAGAAGAGAAGGCAGAUUUGGGGUACAGACACCCUGAUUUCCGCUAUAUCGCGUAA